AUGGAUAAGGACACGGAGCAUGAUAUAGGUGCCCGCAGAGAGAGGCCAUGGCUCUAUGCAUGGAACCGCAGGCUUCGGCAUCUCCAGGGAAUUUCUAUACGAAACUUGGUUGUGACGCCUCCCCCGACUCGAGCUCGCGGCAAGACUAUUGAUGACGACGAUAUCCCUAAUGCCUUAAAGACACCCUCGAAGAUCCUAUCGCAGAGCGACAAUCACACCUUGCACCCUUCGCGAUCCUUCACUGAUCUCAAGUCUCAUUCGAGUCAACAUAACAAUGCAAACGAGCCUGUGAUGCGUUCGUCGCGUCGCAGAAGUACUAUGUUCUGGAACGACCCCAAUCCUCGAACUCGGCAGGUCAAACUAGAAGAUAUCACAAACAGCCGCAUGGCGGAUACAUUUUUCACACUUCAUUGCGAUGGUCUUGACGAGCCGGUGUAUAUUAGCGAAACGGUGGACCGUGCAAACAAUCCGAGUUUCCGAUCUUUCGACUUGAAUCUAUGUGGCCCAUAUGUUUCUCGAAUGGAUGAGUUGACUUUGAGGGUCUGGACAAAGACUGCCGAUAUGUCCGAGUUUAUUCUACUAGUUGAACUACAUCUGCAUUUGCGAUCACUGCAAUUCCUGGGGAAGACAUUGGAGAGCUUCCACCAACCACUUCCUGCGAACUCGAUCCUUUUUCACUUCCCAGACGGUGUGUAUUCCAACCUCACUGACCUUCCGCCGGUCGAAACAUCUCUCCAAACUGCAGGACAGAAAGCCACUGCAGAUGGUACCGCGUUGCCGUCCUCGUCGUAUGACGCGUUGAUGAAAUUGGCCAAUUUAGACGAAUGUGUACAGGACGCAUUGGCUACCAGAGAAAAGUUGGAAGCUCAGAUUAGCUUAAUUCUACGGCAGAACGAGCACUCACUAAAUGUAGCAAGCGAUGCAGCUGCAGCACAGGAAAAGCUUGUUCUUACCAAGCAGUAUGUCGCCAUGGAGCGCAAACGCGUCCGCACUGCAGUCAGGCGAAAAGAGGAGCUCAUUGCCAGUAUCAAAGCUCGGAAAGAAGCGAUGGAACAAGGCCGCAGUGCUCAGGAAAAGACACGCAGUCAUCUUCCCGAGGCUCAGGAGAGGUUAGUUUCCAGCGAGAAAUUGCUUGAGCAAAACGAGGAGGAUACCAAAGGUCAGCUCCGACGUAUCGCUGAAGAUCUUCUCACGAUCUACCCUAUUGAACCCAUCCCGGAUACACCCCUGGCAUUUACCAUCGCUGGGCUAGCCCUCCCAAACUCGGCCUUCGAAGAUAUCGACCGUGAGGUAGUCGCAGCGGCAUUGGGACACACAGCUCACUUGGUCUAUCUGCUCUCAUUCUAUCUGUCGGUGCAUCUCCCAUACUCGAUCAACGCGAACGGGUCAACUUCGUUCAUACAGGACCCCAUCUCUGCCUCACUCCCACAACGCACCUACCCCCUCUAUCCGGUGAGUGUCCAGUACCGGUUCGAGUACGCGGUCUUUCUCCUUAACAAAGAUAUCGAGUACAUCCUCAUCAAACAAGGAUUGCGCGUCUUGGAUAUCCGACACACCCUUCCCAACCUCAAGUACCUCCUUUACGUUCUUACUUCUGGCGACUCGGUGAUUCCCGCCCGUAAAGCUGGUGGUGUUCGAGCUCUUGUUGCCGGGCGGUCUACUCCUAAUCUAUCACGGCGUGGUAGCGUGGACAGUGGUGCAUCUGGUGAGCUGGUGCAGCCACACAAAGCUUGGGAGUCAAUGUCCCGGAUGAACGUCAACCUCGCCACACACAGGGUGAAAUAG
Penicillium expansum is the source of this 1785-nucleotide messenger RNA. Its product is annotated as putative UV radiation resistance protein (UVRAG). The record is from RefSeq and is a predicted model, not a curated record. The coding region runs from base 1 to 1785 and encodes 594 amino acids. Gene Ontology annotation, biological process: SNARE complex assembly. NCBI's taxonomy places the organism in Eukaryota, Fungi, Ascomycota, Eurotiomycetes, Eurotiales, Aspergillaceae. Gene Ontology annotation, cellular component: endosome; lytic vacuole. Gene Ontology annotation, molecular function: SNARE binding. The transcript has 2 exons.